CAGUUGAUCUUCUACCUUCAAAUUAAAUUAUUACUAUUUUUUUACGCGGAAACGUCAGGCUGUCCAGUCUGAAUGCACGAUAAUUUUCCCCUUUCUCUUACAGUUGACUCUUCGCAGUUCGGCGACAGCAGCUCUCAGAAACCCUUGUUGCUCCCUUGUCAGAGGGUCCUUCAGGGACCGCCGUCCCCUUUCCCUGAUCCUUCCCGUGCGCGGUCAACCCCGGGCCUAGAGCGGCGGGGCGUUCCUGUUUCUUAUCCUUGCUACAAUAUUAACGGCGUGUCCGUCGCAGCGUACUGCUUCGCCGUAUCACGGCUAUUCCAGUAUGGCCGCUUCGCUGCCAACUUCGGGCCCCCGCGGAGGCGCCGCCCCAGCGUGUACACCGACAAUGGCGGCCUCGCCGUUGGGCAAGUUCUACACCAACGUGUGACUUAACCCCACGAGGUGGAAGCCAAUCAACUUGUGCCUUAUCACGUAAACGCGCUGGGCACGUUCUGCGCAGUACGUAACCCGAUAGAGCGUGCUCUGGGAGGCAGGGGGGGCUUGAACCGGAAGACUACGUGGCAGUGUGGGCGACUCCCACCCCCAUGGUUAUGUUCAAGGCCGAGAACGAGGGAUGACGCACAAGAUUGCUGCACGGCAAACCAAAUACCCUCACGCCAAGAGGCUAUGGUGCUUGUAGACUCGUGAGCCUGCUAGGAUCGGUGAG
Messenger RNA from Lasiosphaeria miniovina, 706 nucleotides. RefSeq lists its product as uncharacterized. The transcript has a single exon. NCBI's taxonomy places the organism in Eukaryota, Fungi, Ascomycota, Sordariomycetes, Sordariales, Lasiosphaeriaceae. The annotation marks the transcript as partial. The record is from RefSeq and is a predicted model, not a curated record.